UGGCGGAAAGGAGGAGUUCGUCUAGAUUUGUCCGCUUGCUGGUGGACUUCAGGAGUCGCAGUUUCUGAACUCCUAGCCUCAGAGACCGCCGCUCUUGUUCCCAAGGGCCAUGGGCCGGGUCUCAGGGCUUGUGCCCUCUCGCUUCCUGACGCUUCUGGCGCAUCUGGUGGUCGUCAUCACCUUAUUCUGGUCCCGGGACAGCAACAUUCAGGCCUGCCUGCCUCUCAGGUUCACCCCCGAGGAGUAUGACAAGCAGGACAUUCAUCCUCUUCCUCUCUGCAGGCUGGUGGCCGCGCUUUCUGUCACCCUGGGCCUCUUUGCAGUGGAGCUGGCCGGUUUCCUCUCAGGAGUCUCCAUGUUCAACAGCACCCAGAGCCUCAUCUCCAUUGGGGCUCACUGCAGUGCAUCCGUGGCCCUGUCCUUCUUCGUAUUCGAGAGUUGGGAGUGCACUACGUAUUGGUACAUUUUUGUCUUCUGCAGUGCCCUUCCAGCUGUCACUGAAAUGACUUUAUUCGUCACCGUCUUUGGGCUGAAAAAGAAACCUUUCUGAGCACUUUCAUGACAGGAACCUAAGGACGAAGGCUACAGGGGCAAGGGCCGCUUCGUAUUCCUGGAAGAAGGAAGGCAUAGGCCUCGGUCCUCCCCUCGGAAACUGCUUCUGCUGGAGGAUAUGUGUUGGAAUAAUUACGUCUUGAGUCUGGGAUUAUCCGCAUUGUAUUUAGUGCUUGGUAAUAAAAUAUGUUUUGUAGUAAGAUUAAGACAUAUACAGUUUUCAGGGCACAAUUGAGAUGGCGAAACUACUGAAGAAAAAAAAAGAAGCAACGUUGUUUUCUAGUCCUGCAGACCGUAAGAUACUUGGUAUCGCUUCUAUUUUGGUUAUUACGGUAGGUGUCUGGCGGAAGGGGGUGGGCGGAGAUAUGUAAAUAGAAAGUGCUUACAGUUAGAACGUCCAGCACGUAAAUGAUCGGAGCAUUCUGGGAAAAAAUGAUUUAUUCCUUUUAGGCAGCCGCAU
This is a messenger RNA of Piliocolobus tephrosceles (Ugandan red Colobus), 1012 nucleotides long. RefSeq names its product transmembrane protein 107 (gene TMEM107). The record is from RefSeq and is a predicted model, not a curated record. The transcript is spliced from 5 exons. Gene Ontology annotation, cellular component: MKS complex. NCBI's taxonomy places the organism in Eukaryota, Metazoa, Chordata, Mammalia, Primates, Cercopithecidae. Bases 110 to 550 code for a protein of 146 amino acids. Gene Ontology annotation, biological process: non-motile cilium assembly; protein localization to ciliary transition zone.